Molecule: messenger RNA, 1670 nt
Organism: Saitoella complicata NRRL Y-17804
Lineage: Eukaryota; Fungi; Ascomycota; Saitoellomycetes; Saitoellales; Saitoellaceae
Exons: 1
Coding region: 180-1343 (387 amino acids)
Source: RefSeq, a predicted model, not a curated record
UUGGUAGCAUUGUUCUUGGUCGUUGCUCAAUAGGGGUAAAGUAUGACGAGGAGAGCGGACCGUAACCUUAAUUCGACGUGUGCUGAGAAUCAGAUGCAAAACUGCCGCGUAUCGAUAAGGCAAGACAAAACACUACACCAAACUUUCGGCCUUUCAGAAAAGUUGGAUAAAGGAUCGAGAUGGACGACGUAGACACCCACAGUCGCUCCCCAUCUCCAGCCUUCGACGACGACGAAAUCCUCCCCGGUCCCCCCUCUCGCCCCACUCGCCGCGAAAUCCUCGAACACAAAGACCUCCUCAAAUCCCUCGACCACACCGACGCCCACAACAUCUCCCUCCACGCCCUCUCCUCCCACAACCUCCGAAAACGCCUCCGUCCCUCCUCCACCGAUCCCGAUGUGUACCAAGAAAUUGAAACCGAAGAUGGGAGAAUCGUCAAGAAAAAGAUGAGGUUGAAUCGGGUAUGGACAGCGUGGCCUAUGCCUGCACAUCUCGUCCCGCGACCACGGGGGGAGGGUCGGUGGGGUAUACACCCAUCCGCGCCGCUCCGAGACGAGAUCCACGCCGCUUUCCACCGGAUCUCGAAUGCGGCUCUACAUUCCGCUGGUCUCGAGCCCUCUGCGGCGGAUAUACCAGACCACCCAGCCCACACCGCAAUCCACGCCCUCGAACCCGCAAUACUCGGACGAAUCGAUGACUUGCUUCAGGCUGUUGCGAAAAUGCGCGCGAGGCAGGGUGGUAAAGCGGAUGGCGACCGUUUAUCGAAGGUUUGCGCAGGACAGCUACUGAGUAUCGCAGAGAGUAUCUCAAAAAGCUGGGAUCCGGACGCGGUGCAGAGGGCACGGGCACGGAUGGAGAGCCUACUCGGCGCGGAUGAAGUAUGGAAUCCACCACGACGAGAACACACAACCCCUCCAGUCCCCGACCAAGAGCAGGAGCAGCUAACGAUGCCCCCAACCCUCCCCCUCCCCUCCUUCCUCGAUGAUCCCUCUCGCAGCCACUGGUCCCACCUCUCGCACAUCCGUGGGCGGAAAACUCCUACCCUCACAAAACCACCACGAGCAUGGCAACCGCCGAAACCCGCGACGGCGACAGCAGCCGCAAAGAGAGCAGCAGCAGCAGCAGCACAAGAGGCAAAGAGAGCUACAGCAUUGAAGGAAGGAGGGGAGGAGGUGCACGACGAGAAGGGUGGAGAGCACAACCACCACCCACACCUCAAAAAGUCGAAAAAUCAUGAGUGUCCAGGUUGUGGAAAGGGAUUUACGAGGAAGGGUAGUCUUCAUACGCAUAUGAAGCAGAGGUGCAAAGAACUUCAAAAAGAAGACGAGGGAGAAGAAGGAUAGGGUGAAAGAUAUCGAUCUUGGGAUGGGUUUAGGACACCGCAUCGCGAACGAAUUCGAACCGUGGUGAAGAAGACAACAGACAGCCAAAUUUAACCUCCCGGGUCUUAGUUCAGCUAGCUAGCACUUACGCAUCAUCACAUAAUCAAUGUCUCUGGAGAUUUGCCGUGCCGAACGUCUAUAACUAUCCCCAUGCUCGUGCUCAUAACGGCCCAAUCUCCAACCCCCCCAUCCUCCUCUCGAAAUUCAUCUCCACCCCAUCAGCAGCCUCGACUUCUUUAACAACCUCCCCAUCACCAACCCUCUCAUCCCUCCCCGUCCCUGCCAAUG